UCUGCGUCCAGCCUCGUUUCAGAGGAAGACGUAGAAGCCCAAGCACAUGUGUUUUUACCGUUUGCCCACAGUUAGCAAAGCUAAGAGUCUGCGUAAUAGGUUAAAUAAUAACGAUCGAUUUGGAGAUCGGGUAUGACGAAGGUGAAGAAGGAAAAAGCGGCGUCCAGCGCCGACGAGGUCCCGGCGGCCGGCAGUCACGAGACGUCUGAGGAGAUUUACCAGGAGUUGAUCGCCAACGUGAACGCUAUCGCGCAGCCGCUAGCCACCAGGAAGCUUAGCAAGAAACUCUACAAAUGCGUCAAAAAGGCGUCCAAACUUAAAAACAUCCGCAGAGGAGUGAAAGAAGUUCAGAAGUUCAUUGGAAAGGGCGAGAAAGGCAUCGUGCUGUUAGCCGGCGACACGCUCCCCAUCGAAGUCUACUGCCACCUGCCGGUCAUGUGCGAGGACAAAAACCUGCCGUAUGCCUACGUCCCUUCCAAAGUGGAUUUGGGCGCAUCUGCGGGCUCCAAGAGGCCCACCUGCGUGAUCUUGAUCAAACCUCACGAAGAUUAUCAGGAGGCAUACAACGAGUGUCUGGAGGAAGUGACCAACAUGCCCAAACCGUUAUGAGCGCUUACGCGCAACUCAUCCAACAGGACAAUGACACUUUGCAAGAUGCGUCCCCUCAGGUUCAGAUGCCGGAAAUGUAUUGGAAUGUGAGGGGACUUUUCAUUCUAAAGCUUUAGAUCAGAUCUUUUUUUUUUUUGCUGCUUAUGUGUAACAUGUGAAAUGUGAACUUAUUGUAUUUUUCUUUUUCAAAUAAAAAAAAUGACAUCAGGCUUGCCAAUCGUGUUUGAUGUUUAAUAGAAAUACAUGUAUUUUAAUUAAAGAUAAGAAUUGUGUGGACUUUUAAGUGUUGUGUAUGAAUUUUGUAAUAUACACUCUCCUUAAGGCAAAAUGUACUCUAAAAAAAUGUACCAUACUGGAUUUGAACAAAAAGUUAAAACAAUGUACAUGCAC
Hippocampus zosterae (dwarf seahorse) is the source of this 999-nucleotide messenger RNA. It is a transcript of the gene nhp2, whose product is annotated as NHP2 ribonucleoprotein homolog (yeast). Gene Ontology annotation, molecular function: box H/ACA snoRNA binding. The record is from RefSeq and is a predicted model, not a curated record. Gene Ontology annotation, cellular component: nucleolus; box H/ACA snoRNP complex. The transcript has 4 exons. Gene Ontology annotation, biological process: rRNA pseudouridine synthesis; snRNA pseudouridine synthesis. The coding region runs from base 133 to 609 and encodes 158 amino acids. Lineage: Eukaryota; Metazoa; Chordata; Actinopteri; Syngnathiformes; Syngnathidae.